AUGGCCACCAAGACGCGCAAGCCGGUCGUCAACUUCCUGCGUCUACGGGCGCCCAUCCAGGAGCAGCUCAAGAUCGAGGAGGCGCUGUUCCGCGCAGACUCGAAUUGCAACUGGUUCAUCUACAAUGACCAACACUCUCUGCCCACCAUCGUCAUGGGCAUCUCGGGCAAACCGGAGCAAUUGUUGCACCAAGACGCCGUUAAGCGAGAUGGUAUCCCGGUGCUCAAGCGCUUUAGUGGAGGUGGCACCGUCAUUGUGGACCACAGUACAGUCUUCACCACGUUCAUCUGCAAGCACGAGGACUUCCCACAGGUUAAACCUUUCCCGCGCGAGAUCAUGGCUUGGUCGCAGAACUUCUUCUCGCCUUUUUUCUCGCGUAUCUGCAAAGAAGACUUGAAAUUCUCACUGCGGGAAGACGACUAUGUGAUCAACGACCGCAAAUUCGGUGGCAACGCACAGAGUUUGUCUAAGGGUCGAUGGCUGCAUCACACAUCGUUCUUGUGGGACUUUAACCCCAAGAACAUGGAGUAUCUCACCAACCCAGCACGUCAGCCUAAGUACCGUGAACAACGCAGUCACCUUGAGUUCCUAUGUCCGCUAAAGGACGUGCUGAAGGAGGAAUGCGCCAACCGCGAGCAGUUCGAGAGCGAGCUACACGCAGAGCUAGCGCACAACUUUGAGAUCGAGGACGUGACACUGGAGGACGUCAAGCCGAUCCUGGAGAAGGAGCACCGCAAGUCCACCCACUUCCUGGAGCUAUAG
Phytophthora infestans T30-4 is the source of this 762-nucleotide messenger RNA. RefSeq lists its product as uncharacterized. The transcript is spliced from 3 exons. Gene Ontology annotation, biological process: protein modification process. Gene Ontology annotation, cellular component: mitochondrion. The record is from RefSeq and is a predicted model, not a curated record. Bases 1 to 762 code for a protein of 253 amino acids. NCBI's taxonomy places the organism in Eukaryota, Oomycota, Peronosporomycetes, Peronosporales, Peronosporaceae.